GAGAGAGAGAGGGCUAUAUUGGAUACUUGUACGCCAGGAAUGCUGUGAAAACGAAGGAUCUCUGUGCACGACUUCCAGCCGUGAACUCCCAGUUUGCGUGCCGACGGUUCAUAUCCCUAAAGACAUUCGGCCGGCUUUUGUUUGAACAUGUUUUUAUCGAACCGAUCUUGACUUUAAAGUUGUACCUAUGUUGUCAGUGGCACCGCAGGUAGUUGGGAAGACGAUCCCGGAAGAACUCGUACUACAGGUUGCCAGUUUGUUUUCAAAGCCUGCUGCUGGCAUUUUACUAUAGGACGAACGAAUCCACCUAACGCAAUUCAUGUCAUCGGAAAAUUUUCUGAAUUAGUAGCCUGGUUUUUCAGUAUUUCCCCCUAAAUCCUGAAUUAGUAAACGGAAGGAAAAUGAAGGAAUUACGGAAAAAGAAAGUGUACGUUGUGAUAGACGUGCUGUGCGUGGUUGUUGCGGCCUUGCCCUUCAUCGUCAUGACGAUCCGGUUCCAGCCGUAUCACAGGGGGGUUUAUUGUGACGACGAGAGCAUCAUGUAUCCCAUAAAGCCUGACACCAUCACCCACGGCCUACUGGCGGCCGUCACCAUUUCCUGCACGGUUAUCAUUGUAUCGUCUGGAGAGGCCUACCUCGUCUACAGCAAGCGGAUCUACUCAAACUCUAACUUUAACCAGUACGUCGUGGCACUCUACAAAGUACUGGGCACCUUCCUGUUUGGAGCGGCUGUCAGCCAAUCACUGACUGACUUGGCAAAGUUCACCAUCGGACGGCCGAGGCCCAACUUCCUGUCUGUGUGCGCCCCAAAGCACUGCGUUGGUUACACGAGGAAUAUCAACUGUACCGGGGCACCGCAAGAUGUCACAGAGUCCAGAUUGUCUUUCUAUUCUGGCCACUCCUCCUUUGGGAUGUACUGCAUGCUUUUCCUAGCGUUGUACGUGCAGGCCCGUCUGAUGGUGAAGUGGGCGCGGCUCCUGCGGCCCACCAUCCAGUUCUUCCUGGUGGCGUUCGCCGUCUACGUGGGCUACACGCGCGUCUCGGACUACAAGCACCACUGGAGCGACGUGCUGGUGGGCCUGCUGCAGGGAGCUCUCGUCGCCGUGCUCAACGUUCGCUUCGUGUCGGACUUCUUCAAGAAGCGCCCCCCGCGCUGCGCGGCCGACCCCGACGCCCCGGAGAGCGAGGAGCCCGAGAGGAAGCCCAGCCUGCAGCUGGUGGACGGCGAGAGCAACAACCAUUACAACCACCACCUCCAACACACCCCCGGCUCGGUGUGAGCCCGGCCCCAGGGCCCCGCGGGGUCCCUCCGCAGACCCCUGGCUGUGGUCGGGCGGCCCCCCCGACACCACACCAGAGACAGAGAGAGCGAGCGAGAGAGAGAGUAUGGAAUCCAGUUGAUGGACUUUAUUCCCUCUAUUGUUUGCGGGUGUGUUUGUGUGUGUGUGUUAGUGUGUGUGUGUGUGUUUUAGUAGGUGUUGACCAAAGGCCUCUGCGUGUGCUCAGACACCCUGGGUUUUACAAGGUGUUCCCCGCCUCAAGGUUCAAUAAGAAUGCAGCGGCCGAUGUAACGUACCUUCUUUUUAUAUAUUUUUUAUGAAUGACGCCAUCGGCCAAGCAUGUGGAUUGACAGGCUGCAACGACGCCCCCCACCCCCCGCCCGCCCCUGUAACCCUAACCCCCCCCCAAGCUCUCUAACCACUGGACCGACUGAGGGGUACCUUAAGCCCCCUCUAAAAGCACCAUGAUGACGCCCCUUCUCCUCUAAGGAGAUUGGAGUAUAAUGUUUAUUACAGGCAUCAUGUUAAUGAUGAAGUAUAUAUAUCUAUAUCUAUAUCUAUAUAUAUAUAUAUAUAUAUAUAUAUAUAUAUAUAUAUAUACUGUAUAUAUAAUUGCUUUACGUUUGACUUUUUAAACUAUGUUUUUUUAUAGAAAACUUCAUAUGUCUGCAGAGUGAAGGAAAAUAAUAGUUUUGGAAGUUUUGGUAGGUUUUUGUUGUGUCGCAUUUUAGCGCACCUUAAGAUGGUCUUACACACUCGGAGAAUGGGAUAACUUUAGUUUUAUUUUCAGCAUGUUUGAUAGGUAUGCACUCUUGACAACAGCCGAUGAUACACAGAAUCCAUCGAUUGAUGAUGUCAUUCAUUGUUUGAUAAUGUGUUACCAAAGAUUUUAGAAUAACGCUUCCAAAAGCAUUAUAAAGUGACUGUUCUCAUAUGAGAACCUGCCCGUUCUUGAUUUAAAAACUUUUCAUACUUUUUUAUACAUACUUAUAAUUCCAUAUUGUCUUCGUAAAACUGGCUUUGCCCUUAACGGGAAGCAGUCCUUUUCCUUUUACCAAGGCUUUUAUUGAAUUGUAAUUCACCUGUGUGAAGUGGACUGCGGAUGAGGUAGAUAUAGAUGUUUAACAGUAAAAAAUACCACUACAAGAUUGCGAACAAUCACUGGCAUGAAAGCAUUUGGAUAUUUGACCUUUUUCUAAUAUCACAUUUUAUUGUUGGAAUUUCUGUGUUUCAUCUGACCGUAAAGGUUAGGGAACUGAACAGGCAUUUAAGAGGAAAAUGAAAAUGGUAUAUAUAAUUAAUUAAAACUCAAAUAAAUACUUAAUCUAGUCUGAUGAAGAAAUCUUAAAAAUGUCUUUAUGCCAGCGCUGUUCAAGGUCAUUGUGCAGCCCCUCUGCUUGCCACUAUGAGCCACAGACACUCAAUCCAUCACCCUGAGAUAUGUUCACAUUGAAUGAAGGAUGCUUGUACACACACACACACACACACACACACACACACACACACACACACACACACACACACACACACACACACACACGAGAGUAUGUUUUUGUUUCACUCGUUGCCUAGCUUUCAUUUCCCGCACACGGGGAACGCACCGAUGCCCUCAAUAAAUCAAGAAGGCGUCUCAAACUGGUGCCUUUCUGGGGUUGCCACACAAAGGUAUCCAAUUCCCGGGGCCAAACGUGAUCCAGAUGCCUUGGCAGGGCUUUUGAGAGGCUUGUAAUGAGGAAGGCCUCCACAGCAAACCGUGGGCUGGCAGCCAAACACCCGCCCUCCCCCGCCCCUAACUUCCACUUCAAAGAUUCUUCCUGGGUUCUCUCUUUCUCUUCCCUUUCCCGGCGCUGAUAGAUGGGGUUAAUUUGGCGAUUAAGGGGGCCGGCCCCGCAUCCAGUCCUUGUAUGGUACAGCAAGGGCCCCGCUAUGUAUCAGACCGGACCGAAAACCAACGGUUAGGGAUAGGUGGAGAGGCGUGUGGAGCUUGGAUUAGGAGGGAAGGGAAAUGUGGUGGAGAGGGGGUACCCAGAAGUUAAAUCUCCCACCUUGUAGUGAUUGUGCGGCCCCCUGAAAGACAUUGUUUGCCCCCCCCCCCCCCAACUUAUUGAGUCACCAUCCCCUAGGUAACUCUGCAGGACUUCAGCCCUGGCAAUGAGGCGCACCUGGUGCUGUUUUUCUGAAUGGCGUUGUGUGGGGCACCUCAACACCCACCCCCCCCACCCACCCCCUGGCCCUCACUUUGCAUUCUUAAAUCCGCGCCAAUAGCCCGAGAUUAAAGCGAAGACCAGCACAAUGGUUUCCCUCUUGAGGAGUACAAAAGAAAAAUUCCCCUGGACAUUAUUUGAGGUAAUGUGGCUCCAUGUAUUUAAAAUGUAUAUUUCCCUGCUUUGUAUAUUAGUGCCUUAGGAUAGGCAUUGGCUUACCAUUUUAUUUUUUUCACUUUGUAUAAAAUAGUGUUUUAUUUUUUUGUGUGUUUUUACCUUUUUGUAUGUCUUUCUAUAAAUGGCUGAUAAGAAAUACAUUUAAAUAAAGACAGACUGUACAGUCAAAUCUCUAUUUCUUGAG
This is a messenger RNA of Gadus chalcogrammus (walleye pollock), 3845 nucleotides long. RefSeq names its product phospholipid phosphatase 2b (gene plpp2b). The record is from RefSeq and is a predicted model, not a curated record. Bases 402 to 1280 code for a protein of 292 amino acids. Gene Ontology annotation, biological process: phospholipid dephosphorylation; signal transduction; phospholipid metabolic process. Lineage: Eukaryota; Metazoa; Chordata; Actinopteri; Gadiformes; Gadidae. The transcript is spliced from 6 exons. Gene Ontology annotation, molecular function: phosphatidate phosphatase activity.